AUGGCAAGCGGAACACCAAAGAAGAAAGCAUCUGUUGAUCAAUUAAAUUUCUUGGUCGAUUUUAUCGCUGGGAACAGGAUACUAUUACAGGGUAAAACCAAACCGUCAGAGGCUAAUAAUAAUAUAAUUGAUAAAUUGUGGGACGAGUUAACCCUUUUACUGAAUGCUAUGGGCUCAGGUCCCCAAAAAUCCAAAGCGCAGUGGAAGAGAACCUUCAUCGACUGGAAGAGUCAUACGAACAAAAAAGCCAGAGAGUGCGUUAGGUCGGAACAACGGACAGGAGGUGGGGAAGGUGAUGGAAAAGCACUGACCCCCAUCGAGGAAAAAUUAAUGGGCCUAUUAUCGUGGACAGUAGUAAAAGGUGCCGAUGUCCACGAAAUAGGCUUUGAACAUGAUAAUGCAGAACCUCCAUGA
Messenger RNA from Diabrotica virgifera virgifera (western corn rootworm), 414 nucleotides. RefSeq lists its product as uncharacterized. The record is from RefSeq and is a predicted model, not a curated record. NCBI's taxonomy places the organism in Eukaryota, Metazoa, Arthropoda, Insecta, Coleoptera, Chrysomelidae. The coding region runs from base 1 to 414 and encodes 137 amino acids. The transcript has 2 exons.